Belonocnema kinseyi is the source of this 4627-nucleotide messenger RNA. It is a transcript of the gene Ptip, whose product is annotated as PAX-interacting protein 1-like. The transcript has 11 exons. Bases 122 to 4504 code for a protein of 1460 amino acids. NCBI's taxonomy places the organism in Eukaryota, Metazoa, Arthropoda, Insecta, Hymenoptera, Cynipidae. The record is from RefSeq and is a predicted model, not a curated record. Gene Ontology annotation, cellular component: MLL3/4 complex.
AAAACUUGCGAUCAUAAUAAUAACAAAGCGACGCGCCGGAAUUUUUGUUACUAAAAAUCGCGAAAUCUCGUAUGCAUUCCCGACUUUUGGCCUCGGAAGUUGUGAAGGUGUUCUUCGCAAAAUGGGUGAUAUUCGGGCUGGCCUUGAGGAACUAAAAUUGGACGGUGCACUUUUCGCCAACGUCAAAUACUACGUCAGCGGCGAGGGAGAUCCUAAGAUAUUAAGUUUACUGCAAGAGGGUGGAGCAGAGAGAUCAAAUUAUUUCAGUGACUUUGUAACACACCUAAUAGCAGGUUACGAGGCGCUAGAAAAUGAUAUCUCUGCCGCCAAGGAUCUCUACGAAAUUCCAGCCGUCACCCAGAACUGGAUUCUAUAUUCCGUCAAAUGCAAGAAGCUUCUUCCAGUUCACUACUUUUCACCGGAGGAUAAUCAACUCUUUUCAAAUGUACGAGCAUGUAUAUCCCAAGUGAGUCGUUCGGACAGUAGAGCCCUCUGGGCUAUGAUAACUCUCCAGGGUGGAAAGUGCCAGCUUCGAUUGGACCGUCACUGCACCCAUCUGAUAAUCGGAAAAGCGAAUGGCGCCAAGUACGAGGUCGCUGCGAGACAUCACCUUCAGAUCGUGACGCCCGACUGGGUGACCGAGUCGACAAAAAGAGGCUCCCUCGUCCACGAGGCCGAGUACCAUCCGCGACUUCUCUUGUAUCCCUCGCCAAACAGUUCCACCGCCCUCAUCACCGGAUUCAUGGACGACGAUGGCCUCAGCAAUUCCAUCCCGGAAGAACAGGAGGGAACGAAUGCGGUCCUCGAGCAGCUGAAGCAGCGCAUGCCCUGGAAUCAGCCGAAUCAACAAAAUCCGCCAAUUCUAUCAUCAUCAAACGCCCAGGUCAUCAAUUCAACUUCCUCAUCUGUCUUUCAAUCUGCCAAUUCUCGUAAUGUUACCAGCACCCAGCAACAGCAGCAGCAGCAGCAGCAGCAACAACAACAUCAGCAGCAGCAUUUUGCUCGUUCAGUUGCUGCAACAACUUCCUCGGUCGCUUCGCCCGCCACGAGCCAAAACUUGAUGAGUCAGAAUUGGGUGCCGCCGAAUUCACAGGCGAAUAAUAUUCUGCAGAUGAAGAGUCCCCUGCAGAAUCAGAUGCAGGAGCUGCAGAGUCAGGUGAAUCAGCAGAUUAAUCAGCAGACUAGUCAGCAGAUGAAUCAGCAAGUUAAUCAGCAGAUGAAUAAUCAGAUAAAUCAACAGGCUAAUCAGAUAAAUCAGCAACAGGGUAAUCAGCAGAAUAAUCAGCAGGUGAAUCAGCAGAUUAAUGUCUGGAUAGGACAACAGCAGCAGCAACAGCAGCAGAAUUUCACGCUUCUGAAUCAGCAUCAGAUUCAACAGCAGACAUUGAUGGCCUCGCCUCAGCAGAUUAACUCUCAGAUCACGCAGAUUCAGCUGACAAGUCAGCAACAGCUGCUCACCUCGCAACAGAAACAACUGAUGACUAGUCCACCGAUGUCUCAUCAGAAAUCUCAGCAAAUCAGUCCACAGGGACACUUGUCGCAACAGAUUUCUCUGCAGCAGCAAUUGCCGGCUCAACAAUUGCAGGGGCAACAGCAACUCGGUGGACAGCAGAUGCAGGGCCAACAAAUACAGGGACAGCAGCAAUUAUCUGGACAACAGUUAACAGGUCAACAGUUGCAAGGUCAACAAUUGCAAGGUCAACAGUUGCAAGGACAACAGUUGCAAGGUCAACAGUUGCAAGGUCAACAAAUCCAAGGUCAGCAAAUCCAAGGUCAGCAAAUCCAAGGUCAGCAACUGUCCGGACAGAUGCAAGGUCAACAAUUGACAGGACAACUAACCACGACUCAUCAAUUGAACCAAACAGCUCAGCAACAACAGCAAUUAACCCACGAACAACGUCAGCAAUUAAUUCUCCUCCAACAGCAGCAACAGCAGCAGCAACAAAAAAUUCAACAGAUCUCUCAACAACUUCAGCAAUCCGCUCCCCAGGCCUCUCAACAAUUCGUCAUCAGAGAAGGACAACUUCAACAGCAAUCGCCGAACCAGCAACUGAUUAAUCCGACACAGCAGAGCUUUAUCGUCCAACGUGACCCGCAGUGGCAACAGCAACAGUAUCAUCUCCAGCUUCAGAGGCAACAGCAACAGCAGCAAUUGGGUCAACAGCGUCCUGGAGGUCAAUGGACCCAACAGCCUCCCCAGCCCCCAAGACAGUUGAUUCAGCUAGAUGCUCAAACCCAUCAGCAGCUACAGCAAAUGGAUCCCCAACAGCGGGCCCAGUUUAUCCAAAAAAUACAAAAAAAUCGAACUCUCUUUAUGCAGCGGCAAAUGCAGAGUCGCCAGGCCCAACAAGGCCCGCAUAUUGCCGUUAUCAGAAGUCCGGGACAGCCUGGACAGCCCUUGCAGUGGGUCCAGCAAGCCAGGCCCCAGAUAAUGGGACCACAGGUUACGUCGCCAGUUGGACAAAAACCGAUGCACGGCGGCGUUCAACCUUCAACUCUGGCACCACUCAAUGCCACAAAUCAGGUGAUUGUUCAGACUGCCCAGCCGGUGGUUCAAGGUCCAGCCCAGGCUCCUCAGACGCCAGCAGCCUUCCAACAGGCUCAGCUGACGCCUCAGCAGAUUGCCCAGAUUCACAUGCAGAAGCAGCAGCAAAUUGCGCGAAUACAGCAAUUGCAGCACCUGCAACAGCAGCAGCAACAACAGCAGCAACAGCAACAGCAGCAGCAGAGUCCGCAACAGGAGCCGGCGAUGGCGGCUUUACCUGGGAAUAAUCAAAUUUCACCGGAACAACAGCUUGUGGUGAAUGCAAAGACGAAAACUGCUCUGGCGAAUAUGCUGACGAGUCGACUGCAAAGUGGAGCCACUGAGGGAAGUGCAGCUGGCCAAUUAAGGCUGAUGACUGCUCAGCAUAGACCUGCACCUCCACCCUCACAAGAUCCGCAACUCUUGGCUGCCUAUCAGCGACGAACUUUGGGCAAUUUGACGAAUGGAGCGCCACCUGGUGCGCAGAUCAAGAUGCAGUAUACGCCAGCGAUGAAUCAGCCCAAGGCCCAGUUCUACGGUCAUAAUCCGAAUUUGAAAUUGCCGCCAGAUCUUUUCCUCCUCGGUUGUAUUUUCGUCAUCGUUGAAUAUGACGCACAGAAUCCAAACGAGGUUCACGUUUGGAAGCAGGUGAUCGAGAGACACGGGGGUGAAAUUGAGCCGCAAUAUUGUCCCCGAGCCACUCACGUCCUCGCAAUUACACAAAAGCAUCCAAUUGUUGUCCAGGCUCUUCGAGAAGGGAAACGUUGUGUCAGCGCCCAUUGGCUCUCCGAUGUUGUCAAUAAACAACAAGUGCUUCCACCAUGGCACGCUCUUCAUUUUCCGACACAUUUCAGUAUGACGGAACUUCCCUGCAGCAAACAUAUCAUUUCUCUUUCCGGAUUCGAAGGAGAGGAACGCUCCAAAGUGAAAAUCAUGCUCGAGACUCUCGGGGCCAAACUGACAGUAUACUUUUCGAAACAUAAUACACUUCUUGUCUGCAGAAGACCUGAUGGCGCGAAAUUUAAAAAAGCGCGGGAGUGGCAAAUCAGUGUCGUGAAUGCCCAGUGGCUGACUGAUUUGCUCUGUGGACAAAUGAACGCUCUUCAUCAGAUCGACGCGCCAAAGUAUCAGCAAUUCAGUCUCGGAAAUCCUUUUAGAUUAGAUUAUUCGCUCCUUCCGCAACUGAUGGCUGCUUGGAAGAUGCCAAUUAAUAUAACCCAAGAGUCAUACGACAAAGUGAAACAAGUUGGCCAGGGACCAAAUGCAAUGAGAAAGUACAAGAAGCCCCGACUCGAUGUGCCAUUAGCGAUUAAGGAUCCACACUUGCUCGGUCUGGACGAGCCAAUCGUAGUCAGUAAUCCAGAUCCUCCGCCACCAGACAAGCAGCCGAGGAUUCUCUUCUCUGGAAUUGAUCCUAGAAAGCACGCGAAGAGGAUUCGAGAAUUGGGAGGCGCGAUGGCUGCAAGUUGGCGCGAUGCAACUCAUCUCGUCAUGUCUGCCCCAAUUCGAACCGUAAAAUUUUUGUGCUGUCUCUCUCGCUGUAAAUAUAUUGUCACUCUCCAGUGGCUCGCUGACUGCUCUGCCAAAAAUACCUUCCUAGACGAAACAGCCUACAUUCUCGAUGACGCCGAAUUUGAGAAAACUUUUGGCUGCAAUAUUCCGAAGGCUCUUGUGAGUCCCAAUAAAGGAACUGUACUUAAGGGAAAGACUUUCUAUGUAACGCCGAGUGUAAUUCCUGCGCCCUCAUCGAUAGCGGAAAUCGUCGAAAGUGCAGGAGGGACAAUGGAUAAGACCCGAAAAUCACUCGCUCAGAUUCAGGAAUUAAAUAGCAGCGAUUUAAAUUACAUUAUCAUUACACACGAAAAUGAUCUUCAUCUUCUCGCUGAUGUGACGCGAACAAAUAUAAAUGUCUUCACCGCGGAAAUCGUGAUGAGAGCGAUUGCACGCCAAGCUUUCAAAUUCGAGGAAUUCACCCAGUGAAGACUCUGCGCUCUCAAAAUUUAAUUUAAAAUUUCCAAAUACCGACUCGGUGAAAAUGUUCUCGAGAAUGAAAAGUUCUUACCUUUCUUCUGUGGGACAAUAAAGAUACAUAAUUUUAUGGUA